Molecule: messenger RNA, 4437 nt
Organism: Exaiptasia diaphana
Lineage: Eukaryota; Metazoa; Cnidaria; Anthozoa; Actiniaria; Aiptasiidae
Product: importin-13
Exons: 31
Coding region: 93-2915 (940 amino acids)
Biological process (GO): protein import into nucleus
Cellular component (GO): cytoplasm; nuclear membrane
Molecular function (GO): small GTPase binding
Source: RefSeq, a predicted model, not a curated record
CAUGGCGGAUACACACAAGGAUUAGAACGUCUUAUAAACUUUUCCCUGAAACACAAUGGCGAAAUCGAUAAUUGUACCUGCGUACAUCGUCAAUGAUACUUGAACUAGAUAUGGAUGGCUCUGACCAGGAGUUKCAGAGUUUGCUUUUUCAAUGCGAACAGGCAUUAUUGACACUAUACAAUCACAAGGGCACUGAAAACAGACAAACUGCACAUCAAUGGCUUCUGCAGACACAAAAGUCACCACAAGCCUGGCAAUUGUGCUGGAGGCUCAUGGCCAAGGACAAGGCAGCAGAAAUUCAAUUUUUUGGUGCAUCGAUGCUACAUUUCAAGAUUUCCAAAUACUGGUCGGAGUUGCCAGACCAGCAAUAUGAACCAUUAAAAUCAGAAAUCCUUAAGCACAUUCUAGCUUAUUCUGCUGGACCAAAGAUUGUUUUAACAAGACUUUGUGUUGCUCUUGGAUCAUUUACACUGCACACAAUACCAGAUCACUGGGAGAAUGCAACCAGUGAAAUCAUUGCAACACUACAGCCUGCUUCCUUAUCACAGGAUGGACCAAGAUACAAUGCUUUGUUAGAGCUGCUGACAAUUUUACCAGAAGAGUUUAUUUCUUCAGAUCAUAUUGCAACAAGGAGACUAGCACUACGUGGAGAAUUGCAGAAGAUGGUACCUAAUGUUUUGCAAAUAACACAAAGUGAAUUGAUUUCAUCAACUUCUACUUUACAAGAUAAACUUCAGGCACUGAAAUGCUUAACAAGUUGGGUUCAGUUUGGUUUGACUAUAAGUGAAGUGGACAAUGUACUGCCUCUAAUAUUUGAAGCGACCAAUAAGAAUGAGUUAUUUGAUAGCGUUAUUGAUCUGUUAGUUGAAGUCAUCAGUCAUCCUACAAGCCACAAAUAUCCUAACUGUGUGUGGAAGUUUGCUUCAAACUUGGUGAGACUUCAUGCAAUGCUGCAACAAGGAUUACAAUCCUCUGAUAUGGAUGUUGUCUGUGGACUGUGUCGUCUAAUUAUCUCAUUUGCUGAGACUCAUACAAGGAUAAUGAUUUUCCCUGACACUAAUGAUAGACAGCUCACUGGAAUGCACAUUAUUCAAGCAAUUCUGGAAUGUACAAAUGCACCUGGCUGGUACCCUGUUGAUGAAGUAUGCAGUGAAAUGACUUUAAAUUUCUGGUUUACUUUGCAAGAUGAUAUCUACUCUCAAGAGCCAGCUUUGCAGUUUCAACUAAGGUCCACAUAUGAACCAGUUUUUAUCAAUUUGUGUCAGGUAUUUCUGAAAAAAGUUCAGUACCCACCUGACAGUGAGUGGACUGGGUAUAGCUCAGAGGAAAAAGAACAAUUUUUAUACUACAGACAAGAUGUAUCAGAUACAAUGAUGUACAUAUACUGUGUCACUGGUCCUCUUUUACUACAACAACUGCAUGCAACACUUUCAGUUUUACUAUCCAGUAGUACAGCACCAUCAUGGCAGUCAGUAGAGGCAACACUGCAUUUGGUACAAGCCAUCUCAGAGAAUGUUGAACCAGAAGAAGAUGUAUUUUUACCAGCAAUUCUUUCUCUGCUACCAAACCUUCCAUUACAUCCCAAAGUCUCUCAGACUGCACUCAUCAUGGUUGGCUCUUAUUCAGAAUGGCUGAACUGUCACACUGAGCAACUACGGUCAGUCUUGCCAGUAUUACUGAGUGGAUUAACAAAAGAAAACCUGGCUUCCUCAUCAACUCAGGCUCUUAGGGGAAUAUGUGAAGAGUGUGUGCAUGAUUUAGACCAGGACAUUUUACAAGAAGUGCUCUCUCAUUGUCAGGCAGCACUUGCAGGAUCCAUUAUCAAGGAAAGAGAAAGAAUCCGAUGUAUGGAAUGUAUAGGAUACAUACUAUCUGUACAACCACAGUCUGUURUCAUGGACAAACUACAGACAGCCAUUGGGCCAUAUAUACAACUACUGGCUCAGAUUGUUACAGAACAGCCAUGUAAAAAUCUCAAGCCAAGAUUACAGUUUUAUCUCAAGAUGUUUGCAGUUCUUUUCAAGUGCUUAGAUCCAAGCACAGUGACAAAUCAGAAUCACCCUGCAGCUGUUGUAUUAAAAGAAAUUAUGCCAUCCCUCAAGCAGCUUAGGUUAUGGAUAAGGGAUAAUGAAAUCACACAAGAUCUCUGUCUUUGCCUCGAGAGAGCAGUAGAUACGAUAAGAGAUCAUAUGGGAUCACUUGUCCCAGAACUAGCUCAGCUGAUAUUAGACUAUUUUACACUAGUACCACAGAGUUGUAUUCUUGACACCGCAGCAAUGUUUGUUGGCAUGUAUGGCGGAGAAAAGGAUCACAUACAAACAGUCGCACUGACAUUUCAAAGAUUGUCAACUAUGGUCUUACAGAACUCACAAUCGAAUUUACAAGAACAUCCAGAUAUCCUUCAGUCGUACAUGGCGCUUGUUCAAAGGGCCCUGAAAACAAACACAGAGUUGGUAUUUGACUGUGAAGGAAUGGCUGAACACGUCUAUCAAUGUGGAUUGGCAGCUCUUAACGUCAAUGAAACUCACACUAUACAGAAAGCCUGCUACUUGAUGGUUACUUUUAUAGGAACAUAUGAAACUCACAAUAAAACAAGACAGAUACUCGAUGCUUAUGGACAACAUUUAGUCCAACAAGUCUUAAUGGCAAUUGGCGGAGGAGUGUCUCGGUUCGCAUGCAUUAACGACUACCUGUCAGAGAUAUUGUUUAGUCUCAAUAAAAGAUGUAUCGAGCAGUUAUCAAAGUGGCUACAGAAUGCUCUACAGAUUCAAGGCUUUCCCUCAGCAUUUAUUACUCCUGAACAAAAACAGCAGUUCACAAGCUCAGUUCUAAGAUGUCGGCACAGGAGAAGAUUUAAGGAGGCUGUGAAGGAAUUUUCGCUACUAUGUCGUGGUCUUCAAGGUGUCGGGUUUUGACACUUGACGGUCACGUGAUAUUAGUGGUACUCAGGCUCAAUGUAUAUUUUACACAGGGAAACCAUAAAACGUAGCUCACUAAACCCUACUAAAUGAACAGUAGGUAUAACAAAUGGACAAUCUUGUUACUUGUAAAAAGAUCAUGGGCAACAAUGGAAAAUUACUUUUUAUAAAUACGCACAAACUAUAGAAUAUUUACAUUAAAUAAUCAACGUAAAUUUUGCAAAUUAAUUUUCUAAUCGACGCUUACCCGUGAAUAAAGCACGGUGGUUAAGCUAAAGAACAGAAAGCAUUAUGGGAAAUGUAAAAACACUGGAAAAAAUCACGCACUUUAAAGCCGGGUUGUAAAUUUGAUGUAAAUAUGAUGUAAGUGUCCAAAAUGAUGUAAAUUUCAUUUUGAACACUUAAAGCAUAUUUACAUCAAAUUUACAACCUUUUAAGUGCGCAAAUUUUUCCAGUAAAAUAGAGAAAUUUAUUUUUUUUCGGUCCGGUAUCUUCGCGCGCUGUGAUUGGUUAGCGCGAGGUCCGGUUUUUCACGAUCUGCCCGGUCCACGGUAUCCUGCAGCUAGGUUGCGAGCAAAGUUGCAGAAAAUACAAAUAAAACAAUAAAAAUGUUAUUUACCGGCUAUAGGCCGGUCCGUAUAGGAAAAUGCUGUCCUCGAUCUCUUGUGUACGGAACUCGCUGCGCUCGAUCCGUAAUGUCAAGACCUCGGGCAUUGUUUUCCUAUACGGACCUCCCAGCCGGUAAAUAACAUAUAUAUACACCGUUGAAGGGUACUCUGAUUGGCCGAACUUCAUCGGUUAUGGGACGUUCACUGUCACACGAUAUUUGACUUCUUUUGUGUCAAAAAUGUUUCUUCGUUCUUGUUUUUUCUCUGUCUCUCUCUUUACACUGACUCGGAUUUUUAACGAAGGAUUGUCUUCUAUGAAAUACAGGUUACCAAGCAACUGGUGGCACAUCCAUUUUCUCCUGUCGUGUGAUCUGCCAUUUUGAGAGGAAGUAACAUUAAUAAACGGCUGAUAUCUGUCAUAAUCAUCUCCGAGUUAACUGUACCAAUAUAAAAAUCAUUACCUUUGAACACGCACAAUUAUAGAUCGUAUGAUUUUACUAGUUUUAGGUUAUUAUCAUUCAGCUCUAAUUGAUAGUGAUAGCAUUAGAGUUAACCGUUCCUUUGACACGAAACAGCAGACAUUUAAAUAUCGUUUUACCUUUACCCUUGGGAUUAAGUUUGAAUGGUUGGGAGUAAUGAAUGGUUGAGAGUAAUGAAGAAAUAAAGAAAAGGAUAAAGAAAUGGGAACGAUGGAAAUAAUUUUAUUCAAUCACUUUACAUUGAUAGAGAAACCCAACGUUUGACAACGAAUGUCAUCAGAUGUUAAUCGAACCUGUUUAUCUUCUUUGUUACGAGGUUUGAGAUAUUUUGAGGUCAUCGUGUUGUGGUUGUCGAUGCCUGUGAUCAUUCGAUUUCAGCAUUUUCAUGUUCAACGCUAGAACUUUAAAUUGAGAAUAAAAAGCAAUAAAUAA